Molecule: messenger RNA, 2823 nt
Organism: Panicum virgatum (switchgrass)
Lineage: Eukaryota; Viridiplantae; Streptophyta; Magnoliopsida; Poales; Poaceae
Exons: 5
Coding region: 1-2823 (940 amino acids)
Biological process (GO): DNA integration
Molecular function (GO): nucleic acid binding; RNA-DNA hybrid ribonuclease activity
Source: RefSeq, a predicted model, not a curated record
AUGCGUCUGUCCAAGGUGCUGAUGGACGGGGGUAGCAGCCUCAACAUCCUCUACGUUGACACUUUGGAAGCCAUGGGAAUCCCACGAGCCUGCUUGCGGGAAUCCCUCUUCCCCUUCUACGGCAUCUUGCCGGGCAUGAAAGCAUACCCGGUCGGCAACAUCGACUUACCGGCCACGUUUGGCAGCAAAUCCAACUUCCGCACCGAGACCCUCACAUUCGAGGUGGCAGACUGGAAGGGGGCCUACGUGAGCAGCCGCAAGUACUAUGACCUCGCCACCACCACGGCAAACUCGGCUGAGCUCGGCCAGCUUCGCGCCACCACCGCCGAGUUCCGCCCUGACCCUGGCAAGCCUAGCCAGGCACCGGCCUUUGUCUCAACCAACGAGACCAAGUCGAUCACGGUCGACGACGCCGACCCAACCAAGAUGAUAGCGAUGAAGGAAUCCGACCAGCUCGCGACAUCCUUCACCACACCGUUUGGCUCAUACUGCUACAUGUCGAUGCCUUUCGGUCUAAAAAAUGAAGGGGCAACAUACCAGCGAUGCAUGCAAGCCUGCUUCUCCGACCAGAUCAACCCGCCGAUCGAUCCCGACCGGCCGAACCCGCCUCGGGCGACGGUCGCGGCCUACAUUGAUGACAUCGUCGUCAAAACACCGUGCGCGAACGACCUGGUCGCCACCAUGAGCGCCACAUUCGCAAAUCUCAAGAGAUUCAACAUCAAGUUGAAUCCUGAGAAAUGCACAUUCGGUGUGCCCAAGGGCAAACUUCUCGGGUACAUGGUGUCCGAGCGUGGCAUCGAAGCCAACCGCGACAAAUUUCCAGCCAUCACCAACAUAGGGCCCAUCCACGCCGUUAAGGAUAAAUCCAACACCUUUGUCUGGAUAGAGGAGGCACAAGCAGCCCUCGACCGCCUCAAGGCCCUCUUAUCCUCUCCGCCGGUGCUCGUCGCACUAGAUCCCUGCGAACCCCUUUUGCUCUACUUAGCUGCCACUAACCAUGUGGUCAGCGCCGCCCUGGUGGUCGAAAGGGAAGAACAGGGACACGCCCUUAAGGUCCAACGACCCAUUUACUUCGUCAGCGAAGUGCUGACCGACACCAAGUCGCGGUACCCGCAGACACAAAAACUUCUCUACGCCGUCAUCAUGGCGGCCAAGAAGCUGCAUCACUACUUCACCGAGCACGAGGUGUCGGCCAUCACCUCGUUCCAACUCAGAGAAGUCGUUCGCAACCGCGACGCCGUGGGACGGAUUUCCAAAUGGGCAGUCGAGCUGAUGGGCUACGACGUCAAGUUCGUGCCACGCACGACGAUAAAGUCCCAGGCCCUGGCCGAUUUCAUCGCCGAGUGGAUAGAAGUCCAAGCUUCGACCCCAGAAAUCUCUCAUGAGUACUGGACCCUCUACUUCGAUGGGUCGGUCAUGGGACCCGGAGCAGGGGCCGGGAUCGUCCUGGUCUCCCCAGAAGGAGGCAAGUUCCAGUACGCAGUUCGCCUCCACUUUCCUGCAUCAAACAACGUUGCAGAAUAUGAAGCACUCAUCAGCGGCCUCCGCGUAGCCAUCAACAUCAGAGCAACCCGCAUGUACGUCUAUGGCGACUUCAAGCUCAUAGUCGACCAGGUCAUGAAGAACUCCAACUGCGAGAGCCCCCUCAUGGACGCAUACUGCCAAGAAGUCCGCAAGCUAGAAGGUAGAUUCCGGGGUCUGGAGCUCCACCACAUCCCACGGAAGCAAAACCCCAACGAGGAUGCUCUCGCAAAAAUGGCCGCCGAGUGCAAGCCGGCGCCCAGCGGCGUUCUCGUCAAUGACCUGAACGCGCCGUCGGCGCGAGAGAAGCAGCCGGCCGCAGACAUAGCAAAAACAGAGGAAGCAGAGCAUGCGCAAAAAACAGAGCACACUCCCUCCGACCCAGCCCCCGACCAGGGCAAGGAGCUCCUUCACGAGAUACACGUCGGGAUCUGUGGACACCACACUGCACCACGCUCCUUGGUCGGAAAGGCCUUCCGACAAGGAUUCUACUGGCCAACAGCCCUGCGCAACGCGGAAGACAUCGUCCGUACAUGCAAAGGCUGCCAGUUCUACGCCAAACAAACCCACCUGCUGGCCCAAGCGCUUCAGACCAUUCCCAUAACAUGGACAUUCGCCGUAUGGGGUCUAGACAUGGUCGGGCCACUCAAGAAGGCACCAGGAGAGUUCACCCACCUAUUUGUCGCAAUUGACAAGUUCACCAAAUGGAUAGAGGCAAAACCGAUAACCACGAUCGACUCCAAGGAAGCCGUCAAGUUCUUCCUGGACAUCGUGUACAGAUUCGGCAUGCCCAACUCCAUCAACACCGACAACGGGACCAACUUCACAGGUCACUACUUCCAAGAAUUUGUGGAAGGAUACAGGAUCCGGAUUGACUGGGCAUCGGGUGGACACCCGCGCACAAACGGGCAAGUAGAAAGAGCUAACGUCCUAAUCCUCCAAGGGCUCAAACCACGCAUUUUUGACAUGCUCAAGAAGUUCGCGGGUCGUUGGGUGGAAGAGCUGCCGGCAGUGCUCUGGAGCUUGCGAACCACACCUAACUGGUCCAUAGGACUACCACCCUUCUUCCUAACAUACGGCUCCGAGGUUGUCUUGCCUUCUGAUCUGGACUACGGUGCGCCAAGAGUCAAAGCCUUUGACCCGACAAUGGCAGCGGAAGCCCAGAGAGAAGCCAUGGAAGUCUUGGAGGAAGCAAGGCUAGCAACGCUACACCGAUCGGCCUGCUACCAGCAAACUUUACGCAGGUACCACGAGAGGUGCCUACGGGAGAGGACGCUGCAGGUUGGAGAUCUGGUUCUGUGA